AUGGAUCAUUUUGCAGUAGCUGAAGAACAAUUAGCUUCCCAGAGACUUAGGCAGAAACUUGAGGAAGUGAAUGUAGCUGCUCAAACUCAUCUUGCCCCUGUUCGAGACCAUGUCAACUACACUCUUCAGAAAGCCUAUUUUAAAUGUGCAUAUGAGUGCUUUGAUAGAAGCAGAAGGCAGGAGGAGAUAACCCAUUGUGUUGAAAAUUGCAGUAUUCCUCUUACUAACGUGCAACAAACGUUUGAUAAUGAAAUGGCAAAGUUUCAGGAAAAGUUGAAUAGAUCUCUGAUGGUUUGUCAAGAUAAGUACGAGGGAGCUAAGCUCCAGCAGAAAACCGGAGCUAUGAAUGUCGUGGUUUCCUGUGCCGAUGAAGCAAUUCAAGACAGCAUUAAGAUGCUUCCUCUUCUUACUAACAAGUUGAAGUCUUCCUUUGGCAUUCGCGACGCACCGGUUCUUCCUAGCAAAAUUUUCUUUUCUCAACAUUUAUGA
Molecule: messenger RNA, 489 nt
Organism: Lathyrus sativus (Indian pea)
Lineage: Eukaryota; Viridiplantae; Streptophyta; Magnoliopsida; Fabales; Fabaceae
Source: the annotation of a GenBank genome assembly